Molecule: messenger RNA, 5447 nt
Organism: Rhododendron vialii
Lineage: Eukaryota; Viridiplantae; Streptophyta; Magnoliopsida; Ericales; Ericaceae
Product: F-box/LRR-repeat protein 25-like
Exons: 7
Coding region: 276-1736 (486 amino acids)
Molecular function (GO): protein binding
Source: RefSeq, a predicted model, not a curated record
UUUGUCCCAGCCAAAAGACCGAUUUUCCGUUACCGUAGUUAUCUUCUCUCUCUCUCUCUCUCUCUCUCUCUAGCCAUAACACGAUGGAGGCUCCUCCGUCACAGAUCUCGUAAUCUCUCUCUGAGAAAAGCGGUCCAGAGCUUUUCCGGUGCUUUUGUAAAGCUCUAAUUGCCGAACAUUGUCAAGCUUCAGUACUGUUUUCAGUACUGAAAAUCUUCUGUACUCCCAACAAGGAUAAGAUGACUGCAUAAAUUUUGCUGGGUUUGUAUAGCGUAAUGGGUCGAGCGUCAAAAGCUGCUAAAACGAUUAGAAAGAAUGAUCAACUUAUUGAACUACCAGAUGGGGUACUUUCCACCAUCAUCUCUAUGCUGACAUUGAAAGAUGCUGUGAGGACAAGUGUCUUAUCUAAGCAAUGGAGAUUCAUCUGGAUUUGUCAUUCUGACCUCUGGUUCGAUUCUGCUAAUGUACUUGGGAGGCUAGUUUCCUCCAACAGCAUAUCCGAGUCAGAGAAAAAAUUACAGACAUGUAAGUUUCUAGAGCGGGUCAAUCAAUUUAUGCAUCAGCGAUGCAAAGGCACAAAAGUAGACUCUUUUGCCCUCCAUUUUUGCUUAGGCAAGGAUUCUGCUCCUCACAUAGACCAAUGGAUCAGUUCUGCAAUAACAAAGGGAGUUGAGAAUAUCGAUCUUGAUUUAUCAGAGUCAUGUAUUUUUAUGGCGGAUCAUUAUUCUUCUACUGCGUCAGAAGGGUCAGAAGAAUACGAGUUCCCCAUCCGGCUUCUUGCUGCUGCUGGGGAAAAAAGCAGGGUAAAGCAUCUGCAACUUACCUCAUGUGGCCUCAUUGCUCCUCUAGAUUCCAACAGUCUCACCUCCCUUGUUACCAUUCAACUGGAACAUGUAAAAAUAGGUGAUGAGCAGCUGGAGAGUCUCUUGUCAGCUUGCUUGUUUCUUGAAGGACUAAGUUUGCAUCUGUGCAAUUGUCUCUUCGAAUUGAAUUUUAUUGCUCCAAACCUCCGGUUGAAGCGUUUGAGCAUACAUGACUGUUUCAGAUUGCAGAAAAUGGAACUACGCGCCAAAAAUCUUGCUUUGUUUGAAUAUACCGGUCACUUGAUUUUAUUUUACUUCAAAGAUGUACCAAGGUUGGCUGAGGCCUUUCUGAAUUUCACUACUGACAGCAGGCUGGAUGGUGCAGCUUAUGCUCUGACAAAAUUUGUGAGUGAUGUUCCUCAAUUGGAGACACUAAAUUUAGUCUCGGUACUGGCUAUGAAGGUGGUAAAGCUUCCGGAAACUGUACCUACUACAUUCACCAAUAUCAGGGAAUUGGUGCUGACCAUUUUUCCUUUUGACGAUGAAGACAAACUCUGCUGGAGUAAUUAUAUCCUGAAGAAUUUCCCUGUGUUGUAUAAACUGCAGCUAAAUUUGUUUUGCGCAAACUUUAUUAAACAACCAAAGGAGAUCGGGAGGAUCCUUCAUGACUGCCCUCAUAACCAUCUCACUGAGCUAGAGAUUAAUGGGUUUUAUGGUAAUCACCACGAACAAGUGCUCCUCAAGUAUCUGCUUGACAACCUAGUCGAACUGAAAGUUCUUGCGGUCAGCCCUUGCCAGAAGGUCUACAAGGGAUUCAACAGCUGGCUUUAUGAAGAAGCAAACUUGUGGUAUAAAGUUCGAAUGGAGAGCGUCUGUGAGUGGCUUGAUGCAGUAGUUCCCCCAACUGUCCGUCUGGAAGUUUGUGCAGUAUAACUGUUCAACUGCAUUUCUUGUAAAUGACUAUAUGUGGACUCACAUUUAUCCAUUUUGAGGGCUUAAAAGUAAACUGGCACAAGUUGAACUGCUUUGCGGUAGGAACUUCGAGUCCUCAUUUUGAAAACCAUCAUCAUCUUCAAGCUUGGAGGGUAUCUAACUGGAGCUUCAAUCUACUACAAGUUAUGACAUCAUCUACAAUGUCAGAAGGUGCUCUGGACGAUUUCCAAAACCUCAAUCUUGUGUGUGUUUGUGCAGUUGUGUUGAUAGGUAUAAAUCUUUAUAUGCUUGCGCAUGCAACUAGAAUUAUUCAAAGUUUUGGGAUUUGGUUACUGGCUGUGAAGGAAAUACAUAAACUUGGUGACAGGAGUGGAGACGAUGGUGCGAAGAACCCAGAGAGUUCUAGUAUGGCUGGUGACGUCCAAGGAUUGGGGAUGGGUUUGCCUGACUUGAGAAGUAAGAAAAAGGGCAAGCAAAAGGUUUCAAAGGACUCGCAUGUAUCUUAGGCACUUGAUAAGCUGACAGAACAGACUAGGGAGGCUGUCAAGGGUUUGGAGUCGAUAGGUACCAGACCUGGUGCAGGGGAUAUCGAGAAUGAUGCAAUGAUGGAGGAUUGGGCAAAGCAGUUUGAGGAGCUUGCUGGGACUCAGGUAUGUUGCUUAAUUUCUGAAUCAGGGUUAGAGUUUUGCUUGCCUUAGUUAUUGGAUUGCAAGAUUAUCUUUUUUAGUGGUGACUGUGUGCUUAGUAACUGUAGCAUUGUGAACUCACUUAGAAACGUAAUUUCACCUUGUGUUUCUCAAUGUGAAUCUGGAAUCGCCAUGGUGUUUAUGAUUAAGCGUUUGCGAAUCAAUUAAUGGUUCAUUUCCUGGGGCUUGUGCACCCUUCCAUGAUAAGUUUAAUGCAUCAGCAUAAGGAAACAUAUUGUGGUUAUUUACUUGAAGAAAACCCUUGGAAAAUAUAUCAUCAGACCCUUCUUGAAAGCCUUGUGGAAGAGCAUUUGAAUUACAUAAUCCACUUCUGAUGGUAAUCUUCUCUUUUUUUGGCCGAGGUUGGCAUGUCAAUUGGAUUUAAUCUGAAAAGAUCUGUGUAUCGGAUCCGGUUAUAAAAAAAUCUAAACCCAGUCCCAAUCAGAUUUUUGCAAAUCCUUUAACAUCAAUCCAAAAAAUUGGAUAUCUGUUAUGACAAUGCUAUCCCAUUCGUUUAUCCUAUUCAAUAAUUAAGCAUACAAGCCCAAAAUCCAUCACUUGAAUCUUGAAUUUGUAUCUAAAUACACAACACUUAAAAAAACCAAAAUUAAAAUUAUUGGAUUGGACUUGUAAACAGAUCGCAUAUAUUCGAAUCCGAUCUGUUGGUUUUCGGAUUGUCGGAUUGGCAUUGUACUGUAUCAGAUCCGGUCUGAUGGCAGGCUUAAGCUGAGGUACUUGGGAGCUUCUAGAUUGUAGCGAUUUUAGCAAGCAGGUGAAACUUGGGCAUCUGGGUGAAAGGACACUUUCCAGUUAACCCCCCAACACAUCACACAGAGAGAAGAAUAAGAAAAAAAAAGAAGGGAAAACCUAGAACUUUGCAGACUUGCAGUAUCCUCUGAUUUGGAAGGAAGCAUCCACAAAGAGGCGUGAUCCAUUCCACUUGAAAAGUUCAGGCUGGGGCUCCAAAUUGUGGAAUGUGUAUAGAAUAGUAUAAAGCAUGGACCUUUUAGCUUCUAAAUCAGAAAGUCUAAUAGCUUCAUUAUUAGCAGUAGAAGGGAUCAACAUUUUGAUGGCACAGCUUCUUCCAUGUUGCAGUGCCUGUUCUAUGAAUAUUAUUGUCUUCCCUUAUGCAACCAAAUAAAUAUGCAGAAAACCAUUUAGGUGAUAAAAUUGUGUGGCAGCUACUUGUGAAAGUUUGCAUACUCUGUGACAGAGGUUAAGUUUACUUAUUGCAAAGAUUCCUUAAGUUAGGAUAAAGUCUGGUUUGAACUUCGAAGAAAAGUAAUUACUUUCUCAACCUCAAUAUCCUUUCCAGUGUAGCUCAUCAUCAUGCGGGAUAUAGACAUGGUAAUAAAAAAAUGUUUUAAACUGUUAGUUGGAUAGUUUGAAAUCAGCAGUUACUCUAGGAUUUUUUCCUCCCUGACAGAGUUACUAUAUACUGUUUUUGAGCUUCUAAAACACACUACGUAAAUUUCAAGGCCUUCAAGCAUCUAAAGUAGGAUUCACUAAUUUUUUUUCUUCAGACCAGGUGAGGGCCUUGUCUUAUUCCGUGGAAUUUGAGCUAUCUAUCAUCAUAAUUGUUUCAGUAGAGUGAGCACUAUCAAGAAUUUGUAGAGGAUGAAAUUUAGCUGAAGAGAUCAUUUCUUUUGCCACACACAGAAGCAUACUUAGACACAGGGUCAUUGAGAUUUGUCAUGGAAAUUCCAAGUAAUAGACCCACCAGUUACAAUUGGUAAAUAUUGAAAUGAUAUGAAAUUCUCUUCGAAAAAUCAGUUUUCCAAUAGAAUUUUCCCCAAAUCUUUUUGUAGAUCUGUUUGCAGUGUAAAAUUCACCAUUAUGAGGAAAAGGUUAACUAACUACAUCAUAGGAAAUGCCCAACAUUUGUUUACAACUACUUUUCCUAAUGGCCACAGUACGUGGACAGUUGGAACACAACUACUGGUAGAUCUGCUUAGAUUCUCAAAUAUCCUGAUUCACCAAACAAUCUCUGUUAGAAAACCUAACCACAGAGCAGUGAAUUCCAUUAAUGGUGUUGUCUACUAUUGCAAGCAUUUGGCACGGUUCAUGAUUCAAUUUGCAGUUUUAUUAACAGUUCAUAAUUUGAGGAGAUCUAUUUUGGAGAGAAUUUGUAGUGAACCAUUUCCUGCAAAUCAGCUAAAUUGUGUGGAGUCUGUAUGGUAAGGACCGGCAGCCAGCUGUAAAAGGAGUCGUCAUUACUUCACCACUAGACUCCCAAGCCAACCAAGCCUUAAGUCCCAAUCAGGUGGGAACUUCACCACCAGCCUCAGAUCCCGAAAAUGCAAAUCAAAACCCCUGGUCAAAAUGAAUUUUUUCUAUAGUCAUGAUCAAACUUUUUUGAAUUAUAAUUGCAUAACAUACUAGAUUGGUUUUUCUCGUUACUGGGCCAUUUUAAAGUUCAAAAUCACGUAUCUAUAUCUUUUUUGAGAGCAUUUGUUUUUAUAACUGGUAGAGGUUGACCAUAUGCUGCACGAUUAGAUCUGCAUCCACAUUGCAACCUGAUUGUGAUAUGUCCUUCUUGAAGGUUAACUCUUCUAGAAAAACUGACACCUUGCAUGGUGUCUCCCAGACCUAGUUUAGCUUGCUUGGGCUUUCCUUGGAUGAAGGUUUUCUCUUGGAUGAAGGUUUUCUUCUCACGCCUUGUAGAAGAAGUGUCUUUUGCCUGUUAGUAGCGCUAACUCAGAAUGACAAGUUGAAGGUGGAUCACUGUGCUGUGUGCGUGAGUGUGUGUGUAAUCCAGAAGCUCCUUAUACGAAGCCAGUACCCCCCUUACCCCAAAAGAAUAUUGCAAUACAGUAGUUUAUUUUUCCAAUCUACUCGGUUGUGAACAGUGAAUGGAAGGGGAAAGUGGGGAAUUUGGGUGGUUUGAUUGUAAUGCCCUCAUUUUAAAUGGCAAUAGGAUAGGUAACGGAGUUAGCUCUGGGGACUAUUUAAACAUGCAUUAUAAGCAUUGGGGAUGUAAUAGACGCGAUUUGUAUAUUGGAGAUCAAAUUGACAUUUUGAAAAU